AUGGCAGUCGCCGAGAACGGCAGGCCAGUUCAAAACGUCAAGGAUGGGCCCAAUGGACAGGUGAACGGAAAUCUCAACGGCCAUCCCAUCAUCUCUACAACCUCUUCAUCCAAGCGGACGUCUUCCUCCCGACUUCGCAGAAGCUGGUCCGGAUGGCUGUUCAACAACCUCGCCAGAUUGACCAUCUGGUAUGCUUUACUGACAGUUAUCUUCCGCUGCCCCUCCUCUCCCGACGCCCUGACCGACUCCUCCCCUCGAGUCUGUAAACCGUACUUCUCCACCAAGCAGUAUCUACAGCCUCAUCUACAACCCUACUACGACACUUAUGCCGCCCCAUAUGUGGACAUUGCUCAGCCUUAUACCCAGCUAGUUUACAGAAGAGUCGUCCGUCCAGCAUCCAUCGUUGCCAGCUUGAACUAUGAAAAGUACGCCGCUCCCCAGCUCCAGACAGCAAAGACCUACGGACAGGCCCAGUGGGAGAAGUCAGUUGUCCCCCAGCUGCACCUCGCCCAGAAUCAGGCCUUUCUUCUUUACGAUGCACACCUCGCUCCACACGUCGACCAGCUCAUCAAUCUGAUCGGCCCUUACUAUACCUCUUGCAAGGAUACAAUUCUUCAAGCCCACCGGGAAUAUCUCCUCCCUUUCUUGCGGCACUCGAGGCCAUAUCUGCAACAGACCUACUCUUUCUCUCAAGAUUUCAUCCUCACCACCGCAUACCCUCUGGCGAGGCACACUUGGUCCGACCUUGUUAUUUUCGUCGAUGGCACCCUCUGGCCACUGCUCAAAGGCCUCUACAUCCAUAAUGUCAGGCCUCAGUUGGUCAUGAUCAAUGAGAGAAUUGCCAAAUACCAAGAGAGUCGGAAACUCAAGGGAGCUAUCGAUCAAGUCGAUAUUACAACAGACCCUUCCCUAACCACCGCCCCACUCGCUGCAGCCACUGGCCUGGACGAUGUAUACGCCCUGUUUGAGACUGACGAUGAGGACUCCCCCACCGAAACCGAAGCUGACCAAGCCUCUUCUACUGCCCAAGCGCCAGUCAGGCCGACUUAUGAAACUGCCACCCCCGAGAAAAUCGCAGAAGACCUAAUCAAUUGGCAAAAUAAAUUCGCUGUUGCCGCCGAUAAGGCAAGUGAUGAUUUGCGCGAGAGAGCAGAGGAUAUCAUCUCCAGCCUGGUCAAGAGUGACCUGGACGAUCUCGGCAGAGGUCUGGCCAAUGCCCUGGAGAAAACCACAGUCAACGAGAUCGAGAAUGUCAAGUCCAAUAUCCAAUCAAUAAUUGGCUCUCUCCCCGACGAUGCAAGCCCUGAAGAGAUUCGCAAGGCAGCCGAGAACAUCUUGGGUGGCAUCAGGGCUUCUGGCGUCGAGAUUAAGGAUCGAGCCAAAAAGGUCCGAGACUGGCAGCAGGUCUUUGAGAGAGGCCUCAUACAGAGACUCGCUGCCGCCUCUGCAUCCACACUAGAAGUUCUCGAUGGUAUCAAAGAUCUGGGACUUCAAGAAAUCGGCCUUCGGUGGGCCUGGAUGGAGGGUGUUACCUAUAAGCACUGGGAAAAGUACCAUGCUGUACGGGUGCAACUAGAUGAAUGGAAGCAGGAGGUCAGUAGUGUUGCACUGGCCCAUCCCGAUGCGGAAGCUGCUAUUGUUGCUGCUCAACAAAUCUUAGAGGAGAGCAUGGCCAUUACUGAAGACGCCGCCAAGGAGCUCAUCAGGCUUAAAGCAGUUGCUCAAUGGAAGCUCAAAGCGAGGGAUGCUUCGGAAGACUUCGAAACCCACAUGAUUCCCGUCGAGGCCCAAUCUGCAGCCUCCAGCCUUGCAGCUGAGCUUAAAGGUGCCGCUAGUUCUGUUGCAUCUGGCGCUACUGACGCCGCUUCGGGCGCUCUGUCUUCUGCUUCCUCCGCUAUUGAAGGUUCCACCACUGGCACCCUCCUGGUAGCCUACGAGGCGAACGACUUUGCGCAGCGUAUCAUUGGAUCGGCGUCCUCCAUCAGUGUUCCAAUCCCCAAGGGCUCACCCGAUCCUCUGUUGUCAAGGGCCAGCUCCAUCGCAGAGUCUGUCUAUACGUCUGAAUCAUCAGCGAUUCCUGCCACUAGUACCGGCUCCGUCGAGUCAAUGGCUUUGGAAGCCACCGAAGCAGCAUCUUCGUUGACAGAGGAUCUCCAGGAACAGGGUGACUCUACGACUAGCAAUAUUGCAACCACUACAUCCUCACUAUCAAAUGAAGCCGCUUCCACGUCAGGGAGCCUUUCAUCACUUACCAGUGAAACUCUUGACGGCGUCCUCGAGUCAGCAUCAACUGAAGUUGACGCAGCCACCUCUCAUGUCUCAUCGGUCUUUGCAGGUGCCAUGGCCCAGGAAGUCAAAGGUUCGAAUGCGAUCUUGGACGAUGUUUUUGACAAUGACGAGGGCGGAACCUUCUCGGAACAGCUACAGCAAGUCGUCAACGAAGCUGGCGAUAGCUAUGCUGAAGUUACACGUGCAGUCUCAGAAGCAUUGUAUGGCACCAAACAGGGUACUGUCCAAAGCAUGACAUCCGUUGCAAGUGAACAAUACGCCAGUGCUCUAUCAGCAGCCUCCAGUGUGCUGUACGGUGCUCCUCGCAGUCCAGGAGAGAGCAUCGUUGACGGAGCUUCUCAUACCUAUGAACAAGCAGUACAAGCAGCAAGCUCCGUGAUUUUUGGAACCCCAGCUCCUGCCACGGAGUCGGUUCUACAGCAGGCCAGCUCGCUUUACAGCGACGCUAUCAGCCGCGCAGAAGAGCAUUAUUCCGCUGCAAAAUCUGUAGCAUCUCGUCAAAUUUCAGGAACGCCGAAACCUAUACAUGAGCAGAUGCUCUCAUCUAUUGAGAACGCAUAUUCUGGUGCUCGAGACCUCGCGAGCAGCAGGCUCGAUGCCGCCCAAAUUGCUGCCAAUGAACAAUACAGUUCAGUUAGUGAGGCAGUUUCCAAUGCCCUUCCAACUAAGAGUCCACUUGAAUUAGUGACGGAUUUGGCUUCAUCAGCUUUGCAGGAUUCUUUGGCUGCUGCAUCGUCACAAUACUCUAAAGCAAAGGCUGCGGUGGGAAUGACCACCGCUCCUGCGCACGAACGAUAUCUUGAGGAGGCACGCAAGAAUUACUAUGCUGCUGUCGGCUUAGCCCACGAGCAAUAUACCGAUUUCGUGACUGCGGCCUCAACUGCGAUCUAUGGUGAGUCUCGACCGGGUUUGACCUGCCUCUCCAGCGCCGCAAGUGCCGCCGCCUACGGAACUCCGAAACCUGCCUAUCAAAGCUUGAUCGACGCCGCUGCUUCGCAAUACUCUGCAGCAUCCUCUGUGGCCUCCACCAACCUGGAAUCCUACCAAUCCUCAAUUAAUUCGGCUGCCACACCUGCACAAAGUCUAUUAGACGAUGCCGUGGCGGCUUACUCUAGCGUUCUGGACAAUGCAUCCUCUUCUUUAUCUUUGGCAUCAUACGCUGCCAGUGUGGCGGUCUAUGGCACUCCUGCUCCAGUAUAUCAAAGUGCUCUUGAUGCGGCAUCUUCUCGGUAUGGGAUCGCUGUCUCAGCCGCCUCGGCAAACCUCGCUUCAUUGCUGGAAUCUGCCUCUUCCGCAUUGGGAGUAGAAGAAAAGUCCCCCGCUCAGACUGUUCUCGACAAGCUUUCAUCCCAGUACGAUGCCGCCAUUGCUGCGGCUUCCUCUUCGUUGAUGGUGGCGACUUCUUCUGUAAGUGUGGCCAUUUAUCGGGCACCAACCGGAGCCGUCGAGUCUAUCGCUAGCCAGGCUUCUCACAACUGGGAGGAACUCGUGGCCAGAGCCAGUGACCGCGUCUACGGGAGCUCGAAGCCCUUUUACGAGAGAUACGCCACGCAAGCAGAGGACUAUUCGGCCCAAGCUACUGAUGUUGCGCAUGAUCAAUACCUGGUCAUUCAGUCGUAUGUGUCGGAACUAAUUGUCGGAAAAGAACCUGAUUUUACAGAAUCAGCCUUGAGUAGACUCAGCUCUGCUUAUUAUACCGGCUAUCACCAUGAGCUCGCGUCGUCGGCAUCAAGCUACGCGAGCGAAGCCUACGACUCCGCUUCUUCACUCGGCUCUUCUAUGUCCUCGGUGGCUUCGAGCUACUUUACUCCAACCCCAGAAGUAUCGUCCAUCCUCGAUUCGGUGACACAUCAAUUGAAUGCGGUUGUGGAUGCCGCUAGUGUACAGGUUUAUGGCGCAUCCAAGGCAAGAUUUGAACAAGCAUCUUCAGCGGCUGCUCACUCUUACUCGUCCGCAAGUUCGGCCAUCAUUGAGGGUAUCUACGGCACGCAAGUAAGGUAUGCCGAAGCAGCGCAAAGCUCUUUCGCGGAUGUUGCACGAAGUGCUCAAGAUGCUAUCUCACAAGCCAUCUAUGGAAGUUCAACCGGAGCUGUAGAGUCUGUGACAAGUGGAAUUGCGGACUCGUAUGGUUCGAUAUCGUCAGCUGUUGCAGACAGCAUCGCAGCUGCAGGAUCGGUCGUGAAUGAUCUGACCGAGGAGGCAGCAAACCUUGCUGACACAGUAAAAGCUAAACUCAGUGGGGCAGUCUAUGGUCCCGAACAAAGUGCUUUGGAGAGCGCGCAAUCCAAGAUCGCCGGUGCGGUCGAAAGCGCAAAGAGUGCCAUUGCGAACAUGGCCAGUAGUCUUGGGGAGACUGGUUCUGAUGCGGGUGAGGCACUCAGCAGCAGCAUUGAGGAAGUGGCGAGUGUGAUCAGGAGCUCGGUCAGCAGUGCCACCGACUAUGGGAAGGAUGAGUUGUGA
Molecule: messenger RNA, 4749 nt
Organism: Exophiala aquamarina CBS 119918
Lineage: Eukaryota; Fungi; Ascomycota; Eurotiomycetes; Chaetothyriales; Herpotrichiellaceae
Exons: 2
Coding region: 1-4749 (1582 amino acids)
Biological process (GO): protein transport
Source: RefSeq, a predicted model, not a curated record